AUGAGCGAGGUCAAUCCCACCAACAUCGAGGCGCUCAAGCGCCGGAUGCAAUCCGUGUGCAGCGAUUCCGACAAGGGCCUCCCCGGGGUUUCCGUCGCUGUAGUCGGACGGGAUGGCAAGCAGCUGUUCAGCCACGCUGCGGGGAAACGGGGCCGUGACAGCGCCGAGCCCAUGGCUGUGGACUCAGUUUUCUGGAUCGCUUCGUGCACAAAGAUGAUCACUGGCAUUGCGUGCAUGCAGCUAGUCGAGCAGGGAAAACUGUCUUUGGAUGACGCUGACCAAAUCCACCGCAUCUGUCCUGAAUUCAACGAUCUCCGAGUGCUCCAAGAAGAUGGAACCUUGGUGGAGAGAAAUAAAGGCAUUAGUUUGAGAAUGCUCUUGACUCAUACUUCCGGUUUUGGUUAUACAUUCUAUAAUGAGAAACUGCGCGACUACGGCCGACCCGUUGGUUAUGAUGAGUUCUCGGGAUACGCCGAGGACUUCAACCAACCGCUGGUCCACCAACCUGGGGAAGCUUGGGAAUAUAGCAUUGGCAUUGACUGGGCAGGUGUCGUGCUUGAGCGGGUUACAGGACAGUCGUUGAAUGACUAUUUCCAUCAACACAUCUUCGAGCCACUCGGCCUCAAGCAUAUCUCGAUGAUCCCCACAGAAGAAAUGAAGGCAAAGCUCGCUUACAUGCACCAGCGAGCGGCCGAUGGUCAGCUCUCUGUCCGCGACCAUCUGCUUCGACGAGCCAUGACAGUGAAGAGUGAGAGUGACAUCAAGUCCUACUUCAAUAGCGGUGGAGCCGGAUGUUUCUCAACUGCCGAAGACUACUCCCAAAUCCUCGCCGUUCUGUUGAACAACGGAACCUCGCCGAGAACCGGCAAGCAGCUGCUUAAGAAGGAGACUGUUGAUGAGAUGUUCCGGAACCAAAUCGAGAACCUGCCCCCUCUCAGCGAAAAGCAUUUCCCGGAUGCGAAAGCAGACCUGUCACACUCCAGUAUCGGCAUUCACCCAACUGUCGAGGGAGAUCGCCAAGCUGGGGACUUACCUUCCUGCUGA
Aspergillus nomiae NRRL 13137 is the source of this 1044-nucleotide messenger RNA. Its product is annotated as serine hydrolase domain-containing protein. The record is from RefSeq and is a predicted model, not a curated record. The transcript has 4 exons. The coding region runs from base 1 to 1044 and encodes 347 amino acids. NCBI's taxonomy places the organism in Eukaryota, Fungi, Ascomycota, Eurotiomycetes, Eurotiales, Aspergillaceae.